AUGCUGAGGGUUGCGGGGAGGAGGCUCUCGUCUUCGCUCUCCUGGCGCCCCGUGGCGACCGUCGGAGCCAGGGGCCCGCUCGCCGGCGCCGGCGGCCCUGGGAGAGACGACGACGACGGUUCGGCCUACCAGCGGCGGUUCGCCAUCGAGUCCCCCUUCUUCACCGCCGCGAGAGGCUUUUCUUCGGCUGAAACACUUGUUCCACGGAACCAAGAUGCUGGGUUGGCUGAACUCCCAGCCACUGUUGCUGCACUGAAGAACCCCAACUCAAAAAUCCUUUAUGACCAGUACAACCAUGAAAGAUAUCCUCCUGGAGAUCCCAGCAAGCGUGCCUUUGCCUACUUUGUUCUGAGUGGUGGGAGAUUCGUAUAUGCAUCACUGCUGCGUCUCCUUGUCUUGAAGUUUGUCUUGAGCAUGUCAGCAAGUAAGGAUGUGCUUGCACUUGCUUCCCUUGAGGUUGAUCUAUCCAGCAUUGAACCCGGCAGCACAGUGACUGUCAAGUGGCGUGGAAAGCCAGUCUUCAUCAGGCGACGGACAGAUGAUGACAUCAAGCUGGCCAACAGCGUGGAUGUUGCAUCCUUGCGCCACCCAGAGCAAGACGCUGAGCGUGUGAAGAACCCAGAGUGGCUGGUUGUUAUUGGGGUCUGCACUCAUCUUGGUUGCAUUCCCCUUCCCAACUCUGGAGACUUUGGUGGCUGGUUCUGCCCGUGCCAUGGCUCCCACUAUGACAUCUCUGGCAGAAUCCGCAAGGGCCCUGCCCCGUACAACCUUGAGGUGCCCACCUACAGUUUCUUGGAAGAUAACAAGAUGCUCAUAGGCUAA
Triticum turgidum subsp. durum (durum wheat) is the source of this 822-nucleotide messenger RNA. NCBI's taxonomy places the organism in Eukaryota, Viridiplantae, Streptophyta, Magnoliopsida, Poales, Poaceae. The record is from the annotation of a GenBank genome assembly.